ACAUGGUCAUUAGAAAUUGUGAAAUCUAGUUAUUGUGUUAAUACAGAUGAAUUUGAUAAUUUUGAAACAUCUAAUUCAGCUUCAUCUGAUGAUAGUAGUGGUAAUGAUAGUUCAUCUGAAAAUG
Molecule: messenger RNA, 124 nt
Organism: Entrophospora candida
Lineage: Eukaryota; Fungi; Glomeromycota; Glomeromycetes; Entrophosporales; Entrophosporaceae
Source: the annotation of a GenBank genome assembly